GUAGCCCACCCCAUGAGGAUUCUCGCAAACUCACGCGCCGUUCCACGGUGCUCUCCACGUCCUCUUCGCUCUCAUCCCUCCGAGAGGCUAUGGCAAGCACCAGCGAGCAAACGCGUCUUUUGAGCCGCAGAGAAGCUUUGAAUGUUGGCGGAUCAAGCUACGGUACUGGACAGCAUGAAGGUGGGGACUCUGAUCCUGAAGCGCAGAAGCGGGACGACGUGCAGAAGUGGACGCGUCGGGUGUUAUACUACAUCCCUUCCACGGCAUGGAUACCCAACUAUUCUUUCUCUUUGCUGGGCGGGGACCUUAUGGCAGGGGCGACGAUGGCUGCCAUGAUUAUACCCGGUUCAAUCAGUUAUGGUAUAUCUCUUGCAAAGUUGGGUCCUACAGCGGGUCUGUUCGCCGCUUCGAUACCUCCCCUGGUAUACAGUUUACUUGGAACGUCGCGUCAAGUCCUCAUAUCACCCGAAGCUGCCCUCAGCUUGCUCGUUGGGCAGGCUGUCUCCGAAGCGAAGAUCAUUUAUCCCAACUUCCCAGACCAGGCCGCCCUCGGCAUCGCAGUUGCGACUGCUAUCACCUUCCAAGUAGGCUUGUUCUCCUUCGUUCUAGGCUUCUUCCGACUGGGCUUUCUUGACGUGGUACUGAGUCGCGCCCUGAUGCGAGGGUUUCUGAGUGCUAUUGCAGUGGUCAUUACAGUCGAGCAAUUCAUCCCAAUGUUCGGUCUGGUGCCUCUUGAACAGGAGCUCAAUCCGCCGGGUACGCUCGACAAAAUUGUAUUCUUCGUCACGUAUGUCUGGGACAACGCGCACAAACCCACAAUGGCUGUCAGCUUCGGAACCCUGGCCGUUCUCGUCGUAUUGAGGGCGAUUAAAGGGCACGCUGCAAAGACCAAGCUCGACUUCAUCACUCGCCUACCCGAAGUUCUUGUUGUGGUCGUUCUGUCUACUUAUUUAUCCGCAAAAUAUCGCUGGGACGAACUCGGUGUUGAAAUUUUAGGCGCAGUGCCUAUCCGCACUGGUGGCAACUUCUUCCAGUUCCCUUUCCAGAGCACGUCCCGCCGUGUCCUGACGGGCACCACCUCCACUGCGAUCUUAAUCACCAUCAUCGGCUUCCUCGACAGUAUCAUCGCCGCAAAGGCUAUGGGUGAAAAGUAUGUUCAUCCGAUCAGCCCUAACCGCGAGCUCGUGGCGCUUGGUGCAUCGAACCUGGCGGGGUCCUUCGUCCCGGGCACACUUCCCGCGUUCGGUUCGAUCGUACGUUCCCGUAUCAACGGCGAGUGCGGCGCUCGCACACCGAUGGCGUCCGCCUUCUGUGCUGUCGUGAUUCUGCUUGCGACGUUCUACCUCCUGCCGUGGCUGUACUUCCUGCCAAAGUGUGUCUUAGCUGCCAUUAUUUGUGUCUUCAUCACGUCCCUCUUCACAGAGAUUCCCGGUGAACUGAAGUUCUACUGGAACAUUCGCGCGUGGACUGACCUCGGCAUGCUGUUCCUUACGUUCUUCCUUUCUGUCAUCUGGGACGUCGAGAUCGGUAUCGUCGUCAGCUUAGUCAUCUCGCUCCUGCUGGUCGUCAACCGUUCGUCCAAGACCCGUCUGACGAUUCUGGGUCGCAUUCCCGGAACCGAUCAGUGGCAAGCCAUAUCUGACAACCCGGAAGCUGAAGAUUUACCAGGCAUCCUAAUCGUCCGCAUCAAAGAAAGUUUGGACUUCGCAAACACUGCUCAGCUUAAGGAGCGCCUCCGUCGCAUUGAAAGCUACGGUAUCGCCAGGACACAUCCAUCCGAAGAACCAACCCGCCCGCCUGCGAGCGCUCUGGUGUUCCACAUGGGCGAUGUAGAGACAAUCGAUGCAUCAGCGAUUCAAACCUUCCAAGAGCUUCUUGAGACGUACCAGACCCGUGGUCUUGGAUUAUACAUCGCGCACCUCCGUCCCGAGCCGCGUGAGCUGUUCGAAAAGGCGGGCAUUUAUAAGCUGCUCGGGCCUGCGGCAUUCUACGAAACCGUGGGCGAAGCCAUGGCCGCUCUGGAGAACGAGCGCCCAUGGGCGCAUGUUAUGUGAGGUCUCGCGCGUACGCCUCAGGACCGAAAGGAACGCCUUUUCAUGACCUCACGACUCUGAACGAUCACGCGGACGUCAUUUUACCCUCAUUGCAUUCACGGAUUCUUGUAGCAUAGUGAUCGCUUUCUUGUAGACAUUGUUUGGGACGACUUUCGGUGGGAUUUCUUGUGUUUGUAUAUACUACCAC
This is a messenger RNA of Coniophora puteana RWD-64-598 SS2, 2241 nucleotides long. RefSeq names its product sulfate anion transporter. Gene Ontology annotation, biological process: transmembrane transport. The transcript has 13 exons. Gene Ontology annotation, molecular function: sulfate transmembrane transporter activity. The coding region runs from base 90 to 2054 and encodes 654 amino acids. NCBI's taxonomy places the organism in Eukaryota, Fungi, Basidiomycota, Agaricomycetes, Boletales, Coniophoraceae. The record is from RefSeq and is a predicted model, not a curated record. Gene Ontology annotation, cellular component: membrane.